UGGAGGGGAGCCGAGCCGUGCACCGCGCUUUGUGCAGCGCUCCUGGCCCCAUUAUGGGCAACCGCGCGGGCCGGACCGACUUCGAGUGGGUCUACACCGACCAGCCGCACACGCAGCGGCGCAAAGAGAUGCUCGCCAAGUACCCGGCCAUCAAGGCGCUGAUGCGGCCGGACCCCCGGCUCAAGUGGGCGGUGCUGGGGCUGGUGCUGGCGCAGCUUCUGGCCUGCCGGCUGGCGCAGGGCCUAGCGUGGCGCUGGCUGCUCUUCUGGGCCUACGCGUUCGGCGGCUGCGUGAACCACUCGCUGACGCUCGCCAUCCACGACAUCUCGCACAACGCGGCCUUCGGGUCGGGCCGCGCGGCGCACAACCGCUGGCUCGCCGUGUUCGCCAACCUGCCGGUGGGCGUGCCCUACGCCGCCUCCUUCAAGAAGUACCACGUGGACCACCACCGCUACCUGGGCGGCCACGGGCUGGACGUGGACGUGCCCACGCGCCUGGAGGGCUGGCUUUUCUGCACGCCGGCCCGCAAGCUGCUCUGGCUGGCGCUGCAGCCCUUCUUCUACUCGCUGCGGCCGCUGUGCGUGCACCCCAAGGCCGUGACCCGCAUGGAGGUGCUCAACGCCCUGGUGCAGCUGGCCGCCGACGCCGCCAUCUUCGCGCUGUGGGGGCUCAAGCCCGUGGCCUACCUGCUGGCCAGCUCCCUGCUCGGCCUGGGCCUGCACCCCAUCUCGGGCCACUUUGUGGCCGAGCACUACAUGUUCCUCAAGGGCCACGAGACGUACUCCUACUACGGGCCGCUCAACUGGAUCACCUUCAACGUGGGCUACCACGUGGAGCACCACGACUUCCCCAGCAUCCCCGGCUGCAACCUGCCGCUGGUGCGCAAGAUCGCCCCUGAGUACUACGACCACCUGCCGCAGCACCACUCGUGGGUGAAGGUGCUCUGGGAUUUCGUGUUCGAGGACUCCCUGGGGCCCUUCGCUAGGGUGAAGCGGGUGUGCAAGCUGGCCGAGGACCGUCUGUGAGUCCCCGGCUGCCGGAGUGGACGGACCCCGCGCAACCCUGGUGGCGCCGCCCCACCUGCUCCCCUGCGCAGACCUGGCUGGCCCUGCCCGCCCCACCCCCAGCCCAGCACCGGAACUGGUUUGGCUGCAUUUGGUUCCCACGCCCUGGCUGCGCUGUGUCCCAGAGCCCAGGACCACGUCUGGCCACGGCAGGCACGGAGUGCAGCCUGGAGACCCCCGGCCGGGCCCUCCUCUUCUGGGCCUCCGGGAGAGAGGCCUGGCCCCGCCCUGGGGGCUCCGUGCCGCAGUCUCCAUGGAGGGGAUUUCUCUGCUGUUCCCAGAACCUAAAUUCGGCUCAGUGUUUGUUUCCACACCCGCAGAGUGCUUCCCAGCGGCGGUCAAGGCCCCAGCACCCCCACCCGCCGUGGGCCUCAGGCCUGCGUGCCUCCUUCCCGGCCAGCCUGGGACCACAGCACCCCUGCUCCCCGCCCUCAGGGACUAAGGCUCUCCACGCUUUGUGGUUAGGCAGUGUCCCCGGGGGUCCUGCCUUUGUGGGUGGCCUCUGCACGCCCCGGGGGGGGGUCCAUGGGGCCCCAAAGCCCCUCCUUAGCAGCCUGUCCUCCGCUCAGUCUCUGCUG
Messenger RNA from Ailuropoda melanoleuca (giant panda), 1642 nucleotides. RefSeq names its product delta 4-desaturase, sphingolipid 2 (gene DEGS2). Gene Ontology annotation, molecular function: sphingolipid delta-4 desaturase activity. The record is from RefSeq and is a predicted model, not a curated record. NCBI's taxonomy places the organism in Eukaryota, Metazoa, Chordata, Mammalia, Carnivora, Ursidae. The transcript is spliced from 3 exons. Gene Ontology annotation, cellular component: membrane. The coding region runs from base 54 to 1025 and encodes 323 amino acids. Gene Ontology annotation, biological process: ceramide biosynthetic process; sphinganine metabolic process.